This is a messenger RNA of Lathyrus sativus (Indian pea), 570 nucleotides long. NCBI's taxonomy places the organism in Eukaryota, Viridiplantae, Streptophyta, Magnoliopsida, Fabales, Fabaceae. The record is from the annotation of a GenBank genome assembly.
AUGGAAUGUUUUCGUUACUAUCGUAGUUGGAUGUACGAUAGAACGUUACCAGGUAGACGCGGGCUUACACCAACUUUUGAGGAAGGAGUUAAUGGGUUUAUCACGUGGGCAUUUGCACAAGAAUGUUGUCGACGUGAAGGAGGAGUGAGAUGUCCUUGUCUUAAAUGUGAAUGUAGACCUAUAAUUAGUGACCCAGAGGAAGUAGAACGUCAUUUGAAGAGGAAGGGUUUCAUUAAAAAUUAUUGGGUUUGGACAUAUAAUGGAGAACAACUGCAGAGUAACGUAUAUGCAGAGACAAAUAAUACACACGCAUCAAGCAGUCGGUCACAUAUGGAAUUUGAUGAACAAUUUAAUCUGAUUGAUGAUAUGGUUGGAAAUGCAUUUGGAGUAAAUGUGACAUAUGAUGAACCUCGAGAUUUUGAUGGGGAAGAGUUGCCGAAUGAGGAAGCACAAAGAUUUUACCAAUUGUUGAAAGAAAUGAAUACACCGUUGUUUGAGGGGUCGACCGAUUCAAAAUUAUCAAUGUGUAUGAGAUUAUUGGCCGUAAAGUCAAAUUGGAAUGUUUCCUGA